This is a messenger RNA of Drosophila hydei, 2138 nucleotides long. RefSeq names its product modular serine protease (gene modSP). Lineage: Eukaryota; Metazoa; Arthropoda; Insecta; Diptera; Drosophilidae. The record is from RefSeq and is a predicted model, not a curated record. Bases 20 to 1933 code for a protein of 637 amino acids. Gene Ontology annotation, molecular function: serine-type endopeptidase activity; protein binding. The transcript has 5 exons. Gene Ontology annotation, biological process: acrosome reaction; proteolysis.
CACUUUGGGAAUAUUUAAUAUGGUAUUGAAGUAUUUAAAGUCACGUUUUCUAUGCAUCUGCGUGACUUUGUUAAGCUUCACUGCAAGAUCCGUGCAUGGAGCCUGUGGUGCCAUCCAAUUUGAGUGUGAUAAUGGCAGUUGCAUUUCGAAAUUCGAGGUGUGUGACGGAACCAAGAACUGCCCCGAUGGGUCGGACGAGACGGGUAUGACCUGUGUGUCCCAGCGACAGCAUUGCACGAAGCCCUACUUCGAGUGCAGUUAUGGCGCAUGCGUGAUCGGCACGGCAGCGUGCAAUGGCAAAAUUGACUGUGCCGAUGGCUCGGACGAGACGCUUUUGCGCUGCGGAUCUGCUGACGACGUACGCGAACUCGAAGUCCGGCUGCAGGAAAACUGCCUGAACGAGGAGAUCAAAUGCCCGUCUGGCAUAUGCAUUGAGAAGAGCAAGUAUCUGUGCGAUGGCCAGAACGACUGCGGAGAUGUAAAUGGCUAUGACGAAUCUGUCAAAUUGUGCGGACACAUCGAGUGCCCAGGAUACGCCUUCAAGUGCGCCAGUGGCGGCUGCAUCUCCGGCGAUCUGAUUUGCAAUGGCAAGACGGAUUGCUUCGACGGCACGGACGAGGCGCCUCUGUUGUGCAACACCACCUCCGUACCCACACAGCAACCGAUCUUGCUGCCGAUAGACCAGAUUGGUUGCCCACUGCCUCACGGCGAUGAGCUUCCCAUAAUGAAGGAUCAGCACGGCGCCUACCUGAAGCCGCCUAUUAUCAAGAAAACGGUCUUCUUCUCCUGCAACUCCGGCUACGUCCUGGAGGGCGCAAAGAUUAGCCGUUGUGCUAAUCGACAGUGGAGCACAGACGUCAUACCGAAAUGCGUGAAAUACUGCGACUCGUUGCGUGACUCCAAGGGCCGCUCCAAGAACAUACUCCAUGGGUAUUCGACUACUCCCACAUGCACUUACGAGGGUCAAACGGUCAACUGCAGCGAACGCUACCAUCCGCCUGGCACCGAGGUAAUUUUCAACUGCGCAACCGGGUUUAGAUCAAUCAGCACUACGCUGUCGCCCAUGAAAUGCUUGCCCGGUGGGUUCUGGAGUCGUGGGCGCCUGCCGUGCGAACAGGAGUGUGGCCAGAUUGCGACCCCCAUCACGCAGUUCUCGGCCAACGGCUAUUCGAUCAAUAACACGGUGGUGCCAUGGCAUGUGGGUAUUUACGUCAUGCACGACGAGAAGAAAUACAACUUCGUCUGCGGUGGCUCCCUGCUCACCCCUGACCUGGUCAUCACGGCUGCCCACUGUGUGUUCAACCAGGUGAGCGAGCAGACUUACAGCUUCGACACGUUUCGUGUGGUUGCCGCCAAGCUGUAUAGGGGCUACAACGAUGUCACCAACGAGGACAAGAGGCGGCAGGUCGAAAAUAUCACAGUUGCUCCUGGCUAUAAGGGCCGGGAGGAUAAUUACCUCAACGAUAUGGCGCUGAUCUUUCUAAGUAGGCCAUACAUGCUGAGCAACGUCAUCCGACCGGUGUGUGUGGACUUCUUCAGCUAUUCAGAAAAGGAGACCAUCAACAACGAAGUGCAAGGUCAAUUUGCUGGAUGGAACUUUAAGGACAAACGCGAGCUGCAGUUUGUGCCAGCGAAAUCGCAAAUGAACUCCGUGUGCCUCACCCAUCUGCGGGACAUAAGUUCCGAUAAGUUCUGCAUGUUCACACAGGGCAGAUCGCUGGCCUGCCAAGGCGACAGCGGGGGCGGGUUCACGGCGAAGCGAGAGACACCCGCCUUCUCCCGCGAUCGAUCUCGCCACUAUCUGUACGGUGUCAUCAGCAGUGCUCCAAAUGCCGGCCAGUGUGCCGAAAGCUUGACAACCCUGACAAAUAUCCAACACUUCGAUGAAAUGAUCAAGAGUGCCAUACGGAAGAGUAUCGACUCCAACUCUUAAAAGAGUUCGUUUCCAUAUAUGAAGAGUACUUAUGAGAGUAUGGGGCAAAAAAGCAACAAUUCAUUUCUGAAUUUUGGAAAUGCACACAAUAAUUUAAGUCAUAUAAUCAGUCAUAAAAAAUAUAAUUUUCUAAUUAACAUAUCAAUAGACAAAAGUUAUGUCUGAUAUCCUAAUGUAUUGCAUUGGCAACUUAUAGUUCCAUUUC